UUGCUUUUGCAUUUAGAUGUAAAUGAGUGUACUGAACAGAAUCUAUGUGAUAUGAAAGCGAAUUGUAGCAACACAGACGGGUCAUAUAUAUGCGUUUGUCACAAUGGAUAUUCCGGAGACGGAAAAACAUGUACAGCUCUUCCCCAGGCAGCUGCUGCAGACACUGUUAACAUUGCUUGGCCAGUCACCAUGGGCUUAAUGGUUCUCCUUUUGACAAUUUCAGUUAUCAUCAUAGUUAAACUUGUUAUGAUCGUUAAAAAACAACGUAAUUCUGCAGAGUCCAAGGUAACAUUUUCCGACAUACAACAAAAUGAAAACCAAACUACAACACCUGCUUCAGUGUAUGAAGAUGUGAGGGAUGACAACACAGGUGCACAGAAACGACCAGGUCCUCCAGGAGAACAUGAUUACCAAAACGCACCACGAAUGACAAACAAUGACCAGCAAGAAACCAGCAUGUAUGAUAGACUGGAUAUGGACGCCACGGGCGAGCGGUCUCCAUAUGAAAAGUUAGAUGUGUAAAACAAGAUCUAUUUCUUGUUUGCUGCUAUUAUCGCUCCCAGACGUAUCUUAUGGAGUACUGGUGCACUGCAAUCAGACGUGCAUUCAUGCGGUAAAUUUACGAUGAGUUCAAAAAGAUAAAUGUACAUAGUUACAAAAUCAAUGUUGAUUAAUGCAUAAACAAUAUUUCGCAUAUAACAUCAUAAAUUCAUAGAUUGUAUUAUUGUCAAACCACUGCCACACUUCACUGUACAUACUAUAAUAUUAUCAAAGUUAUUAACAACAUUAAUAUAACUACAAACUUUUAUGUUAUGGCUUGUAAAUCUGGCCAUACUGAACCUAAAAUAACCAUGACAGAUUGAAAAAAUGACACUUUUAAAACUUUUCUUUUAUAGUAUUUGACGUACUUAUAUCCAAAAAAGGUUCAAUCACACUCUGCUGGAGGCCUGGACUGUCUCUCCAGGAUAGACAUUUAGACUGAAAAUUACUUUUUUAUUUAUUUUUCGUCUAUAUAGAUCAGGUGUGUUGUUUUGUAUUAAAAUACGAAUAUGUUUUUAAUUUGACAUUUUCAAUAUAUACGUGGAACUGUAAAUUAGAUGAAGAAGAAAUAAAUAUAUUUAUAAUUCA
Molecule: messenger RNA, 1128 nt
Organism: Gigantopelta aegis
Lineage: Eukaryota; Metazoa; Mollusca; Gastropoda; Neomphalida; Peltospiridae
Product: epidermal growth factor-like protein 6
Exons: 3
Coding region: 52-522 (156 amino acids)
Source: RefSeq, a predicted model, not a curated record